This is a messenger RNA of Clarias gariepinus (North African catfish), 6631 nucleotides long. It is a transcript of the gene thrab, whose product is annotated as thyroid hormone receptor alpha b. The transcript is spliced from 11 exons. NCBI's taxonomy places the organism in Eukaryota, Metazoa, Chordata, Actinopteri, Siluriformes, Clariidae. Gene Ontology annotation, biological process: thyroid hormone receptor signaling pathway; positive regulation of transcription by RNA polymerase II; negative regulation of transcription by RNA polymerase II. The record is from RefSeq and is a predicted model, not a curated record. The coding region runs from base 603 to 1832 and encodes 409 amino acids. Gene Ontology annotation, molecular function: zinc ion binding; nuclear receptor activity; RNA polymerase II cis-regulatory region sequence-specific DNA binding.
GCGUUCCUCUCUGCUUCACGUCCCAGUGAGGAGAAGAAGAAGAAGAAGAAGAGCACGCGCACACACACACACACCGAGACGCACGUAUACACUGACUUUCUGCGUUUUGUUCAAACACACACACACCGGAGUGUCAGCACGCCGCGCCCUGAACCGCACGAGCUCCGGUACAUACAGCGCGCGCUCUCUCUCUGGAUACACACACACACACACACACACACACUUUUCCCCUAACCCCGGGUGUUAGAGUCGUCCUUGCUGGGAAACACUCAUAUCUUCACAAGACACUGGUCCCUGCAAAGACGUGGUUUGGCGGAUGUGUGAAUGAAUGUCGUGUCAUCUUUAAAGGGUGCUAGUGAGACAUCCCAGAGGACACGGCCCAGAGACAACAGCUAACCAGACUCGCGUCUCAGAAUCACACUGGCCGUGGCUGAUGGUAUUGGUCACCGGGGUUAAAGCGAGCGCUGGGAUUGGUCGGUGAGCGUGGCUCCUCAGAGCUGUGGGAUGGCCAUCUGACUCGGCGACGCGAAUGACAGGCGUUCGUCCGCAGGUGGGGCCCGCCUCAGUCUCACAUGAUUGGCUGCUGGAUGGAAUUAAGGUGAAUGGAACACAUGCCCAAGGAGCAGGACCUUAACCAAUCAGAGCAAGAGGAGAAACGGUGGCUCAAUGGCCCAAAAAGGAAGAGGAAGAACAGUCAGUGUUCGGUGAAGAGCAUGUCAGGGUACAUCCCGAGUUAUCUAGAGAAGGAUGAGCCGUGUGUGGUGUGUGGAGACAAAGCCACUGGCUACCAUUACCGCUGCAUAACCUGUGAGGGCUGCAAGGGUUUCUUCCGGCGCACCAUCCAGAAGAACCUGCACCCGUCUUAUUCCUGCAAGUACGAUGGCUGCUGCAUCAUCGACAAGAUCACACGCAACCAGUGCCAGCUGUGCCGCUUCAAGAAAUGCAUUGCAGUCGGCAUGGCCAUGGACCUGGUCCUGGAUGAGGCGAAGCGAGUGGCCAAACGGCGUCUCAUCGAGGAGAACCGGGAGAAGAGGAAGAAAGAGGAGAUGGUGAAGACCCUACAGAACCGGCCCGAGCCGACAGUUACGGAGUGGGAGCUGAUCCGCAUCGUCACCGAGGCUCAUCGCCACACUAACGCCCAGGGCUCACACUGGAAACAGAAACGCAAGUUCCUGCCUGAAGACAUCGGCCAGUCUCCUGUAGCCCCCACGUCAGACGGGGACAAGGUCGACCUGGAGGCUUUCAGCGAGUUCACCAAGAUCAUCACGCCAGCCAUCACGCGCGUCGUCGACUUCGCCAAAAAACUGCCCAUGUUUUCAGAGCUGCCUUGUGAGGAUCAGAUCAUCCUGCUGAAGGGCUGCUGUAUGGAGAUCAUGUCUCUGCGAGCGGCCGUGAGGUACGACCCCGAGAGCGACACCCUGACGCUGAGCGGAGAGAUGGCCGUGAAAAGGGAGCAGCUGAAGAACGGCGGUCUGGGCGUGGUCUCCGACGCCAUCUUCGACCUGGGCGUGAGCCUCGCGCAGUUCAACCUGGACGACACGGAGGUGGCGCUGCUGCAGGCCGUGCUGCUCAUGAGCUCAGACCGCUCAGGUUUGACGUGCAUGGAGAAGAUCGAGAAGUGCCAGGAGACGUACCUGCUGGCGUUCGAGCACUACAUCAAUUAUCGCAAGCACAACAUUCCCCACUUCUGGCCCAAGCUGCUGAUGAAGGUGACGGACCUGCGCAUGAUCGGCGCGUGUCACGCCAGCCGCUUCCUGCACAUGAAGGUGGAGUGUCCCACCGAGCUGUUCCCUCCGCUCUUCCUGGAGGUCUUCGAGGACCAGGACGUGUGAGCGCUAGGAAGAACCCGGCAACUUUAUUUAAAAACAAAAUAAUACACCCUUGACCAUCUCCGUCCCACAGUCCUGGUCCCAGUUUGUCCGACUUCCCACGCGUCCAACGCACCAGCAGCAUCAUGGCAGAUUGGCAGAGGCAGGACCUUCUCCGGGGCUUGUGUUCUCCUGCGGCGUUUCACAGAAACACGCCUAUUUAUUCUACAUUUUGCUUUUUACCAAGCGUCUAACCUCUCGCUCUUUUUACGUUUUAUUGUCCGCCGGACCGAUUUACAGGUGGCCCUUCUGUCUCCGCGCUACGUCUUAGACUGAUCUACCUGAACCUGAACCUUAGCAGCUAUGGACACAAAUACACACAUACAAAAUGCAUACACACUUACAUAUAUCUAACCUCAAGUCAAAACACUUCAACUCACACACACACACACACACACACACUACUCCCACACCAGCUACUCAGAGCAGCUCUGUUGCACAGGGUGUGUACAAAAAUCAGGCGCUAUUCUAGCGCUAACGUGGUGUUAGCUAGUGGUCAGGCUAUUUCAGUAGUCGAAGAAUUCAUCCUGGUAGCACUAACGAUGGCCACCAGUGUCUCUGACGUUCUUUUUAUUUUCUUUUUUACACACACAAGGAAGCAGAUCAGCGUAGUAGUAGUAGUAGAGAUGUCGUAGCGCGACUCGAACAGACCUCAUUCCGCUGAUCGUAAUGAGCCGGUGUGCUGGCUGGGAGGAAAAAUGUUCACAACUGAAUCAGGUGCUGGAUUUAAUUAAAAGAAGGAAUUUUCUAAAAGUAUGUACACUCGCCUGGAUAUAUAGAGCACUUCAGAGUGUGUGUGUGUGUGUGUGUGUGUGUUUGUUUGUGGUUCUGCCUGGUGGACCCCUGGGUUUGUAGCGUCACUGGUUAUCUGAGCCAUCAUAUUCGCAUCCGUACUAUAACGAAACUGAAUGCGAACAAAUGCGAACCAAAUACAAGAAGGAAGAACCGGAGUGAACACACACACACACAAACACAGCGUUCACUCAUCCUCAGCAGCUGCUUGGUUAGGGUGCCAAUAUAUAGGACAUAUAGCUAGCUAAAUUUAUUUCCUUUGACUAGGUUCAAACAAACGUGAGCGCACAAUUGUAGUGAACUCUAGUCGAGGCGAUAUAUAAACUAAAGAGGAUGGUGAGAAAUUCACAAACCAUACUGACACUGCUGACAUUUCUACCUCUCAGGUUGUUGUUGUUGUUUUUUUUCUCCAGUGUUCCCGGGGUCAUAGUGGUAGGGUUCAUUUAAAAUAAAUAAAUUAAUUGAAAAAAAUAAAACAGGAAAAGUUUAGGCCACGCUAACUUAAAGUUUCAUUUUAGACGUACAUACAUUUUGAGCACUUAACAGAUCCACAUAGGAAACUGCGUUAUAGCUAUAAAUUAGACAGUUGACUUAAUUGCGUGAGAUUUUAUAAAAAAUUGAUACACUGCGAAAUAAAAUAAAUGUUUGGAUUAGACUGUGCACUUUUGCGUAGUAUAAAAACACAGUCUUAGCCUUUCUAAAUGACUAACCAUACAAAAUACACUUUGGAGAGCUUAAUACACAGAACACUUGUUCUGUAAUGCUAAUGAUAUUUAAACGUUUAAGGUCUAAGGUUCAAGGUUAAGCUUAACACGCUGCAGAAAAGCCUCAUUUUUAUUAAAUGUGAAAAAUAUAUCUUGUUUCAUAACGUUACCAUAAACCGAAUACAAGAUGUUAACCGUUUACUUUUUUUUUUUUUUUUUUUUUCAAUUUGUUGUUUCUUUACCGUUAGCACUUAGCCCCGUUUCGCACAGAAAGGUAGAGUCCCGUUAGCGCUGAACGUUUUGAACAGCUUUAACUUUUUUCGGUAUCUAAUAUCGAGUAACCCACCGCACUUAGUUUAUGCUAAAGCUGUAGUGCGUGAAGAACCGUGAACUGAAUGAUGAGCUGGAAUGGAGACUGAUCAUUAUGUUUUUGGAUCGCAUUAAAGUACAGUGGAGUACGCAACACUGGGCUCAUUCUGGCAUUCAGAAUAUGAUAUAAAAAUAACAAUUUUUAAAAAUAAAUAAAAACACAUUCUGCUUUAUAAUUUAGAAGAAUUCAUUUUCGUCCGUGAUUGGUCAGUUUACCAUAGCUCUGAAAUAGAAGCCAAUCCCGGAACGUUAAGGAGGGACUUAAAUGCAGCUCAGUUUAGAGACUCGUCAAUUAGAAAUAACAGUGAACUGGGCAGACAGUGAGCUCUGGUUUUGGCGAGUGAUGUAAUCGUGCAGGGCUAGCACCUCAACACUCGGUUCAUUUGCUUUUAUUGCUUUGAAAGCAACAGUAUACGCGGUAUAUCCAGCGCUUAUGGUACAUGUCGCACUAGACGCUGAGGCUGUUGUGUUCAACUCCAUGUCCGUACUCUGAGCCCAGAAUGCUACGUGCUGGUUGAAAGCAAACACUGAGGCAGCUUAACACUGAAUUCGUGGGAUCUGUUUGAAUUACACAGCGGAAUAUUGUUGGGGGUUGUUUAUAAGCUUUUCAAUGGUUGAAGGGGCUUUAAUUUUUUUGAAAUAGUUGUUUAAAAUGAACAAAAAUAUUAAAUACGCUAACAAAACAAGACCGGUGCGAUCCUGAAAUUAGUCUCGCAAUUGGUUUAAUUCACUCUAUUGUAAUGCCGUGAUAUGCAAUGCUACUUCAUACGACAUGCAGACUGGAACUAUUCUUGCGUGGAAACGGUCCAAAAUAAACCAGAUCAUUAUUAAGUUUACAUUUUUUUUUUUUUUGCUAGCUCUACUCUUUUUACCUCUUGCCCUUCAAUACCCUCACUUUGUAACCCCGCCCUCGUACCUCGUCCCCAUUCCACCCUGCUCCUGAUGUGUUGUAGAGCAAAGCAAGACAUAAUACAAACUUUAUAUAAACGUUAACGCAAAAAAUAAAUAUCCGUAUUGCUAACUAGCUGACGGCGCUCGGUUCGUUUCCAUAGCAACCAACGUCUCUGUAACUCACGACUAAGGCUUAGAGUUCCUCGCUUACAAACCCGGAAAUAAAUUCAGGCUCGUAUCCUAACCAGGCUAAGUAAAAGCCCUGAAUAGUAUUAUUUUCCUCCCAGACUGACCACACACACACACACACACACAUACACACACCUCAGAAACCUGUAAAGCCUCAUUACUAUAUGCACUAAGGUGCUGUUUCUCCAAAACCAUCUCCAUCUUCUCCCUUGAAACAGACGUCGUUCUAGGUGUGACACACACACACACACACACACACACACACGCACACGAAGUGAUGAGUGUAGACAGGGCAGGCAGGCUAGCGACAUAAUGGACUGACUCUUUUAUGGUAUUGUUGUUUAACUAUGAUUUUUUUUUUUCGUACCUCAGUUCGGGCACACCUCUGGCUGUGGCUCCACAACUGCCUCUGUGCUGACAGGCUCUACCUCACCUCUGAACAGAGAGCAGCUACCUCACAGCCUCCUCCUCCUCUCUCUCUCUCACACACACACAUAUAUACACACACAUACAAACAUACACAGAUUGUGAAAGACACACUGAUGUAUUCUCGAGCGGGAACACAAAGGAAUCCCUGAAUCUAAGACGAACACACUGACUCGGCUCUCCCUCACGUCGGCGCACCACUGUAGACAGGAGGGCCGACCAUUCCUCAUCCUCAUCCUCAUCCUCAGUCCCAUCUUUUUCACUCGAAGCCAGGCUGAGAGGACAACAGAAGACAGUUUCCUGUUAUAAUGAUUUUUUUUGUACUCCUUUUUAUAAAAUAAAAAAAGAAAUAAAAUAAAUAAGCGGGACCAAUCGACCACAUUGGAAGGUUUUUUUUUUUUUUUUGGAAAGUCCCCGUUUCCAUUCCAUUAAAAAUGGACGCCGACUUGAGUGGAAAUUAAAAGCAAGAGAAAGAGGAAAUGUUUUGUCUGUCAAGAGGAAAAGGAAAGAGCAAGUGCUGUCGCUCUAAAAAUCACGCAGCAACCACGGAUUCGCAGGGAGGCAAAAGAUAAUAAUAAAUGAAGAUCCCACGAAUAAUAAUAAAUGAAGAUCCCACGAAGAUCGCCAGGCCGAAACCGCGAAGGCUCGGUCUAACGACAUCAUCAGCAGCACCGCGUUUGGAAUAUUUUCUUUUUAAAAAAAAAAACAUUUUUUAAAAAAAAAAGUCAGCGUAAACGAAAGUGGGCGUAAUCGUGAUUUGUCUCAAAACCACGACAUUUUACUCUCUUCAGAAAGAACCAGUUCCUUUCUUUCUUCAUUAAUUUAUUCAUAUAUAUAUAUAUGCGUGAGAAGCCACGCCUCCUUAGAAACCUCUCAGAAUCAGUAUUACACCGACCGCCACCAUGUUACUACUCCAAACAAAACACAAAAAUGUGGCUCGCACAGUACAGUACACUGUGUGCAACUUUGUUCACCCCACCCGGUGGAUUAGCCCCUCCCCUCGAUCCCUGGCCACGCCCACAUAACCAUCACCUCCAAGUGAAUAUGAACAAGAGAGAUUCAGAGAUCUCCAAGCAAAUCCAGAACAGAGGAUUCGUCUUUUCUUUUCAAGUCGGAUGUAUCCCGGAUAUAUAAUUAUAUAAAAAAAAAUAUAUAUAGAAAGAUAUAAAUAUAAAAUAUCCCACGCCCACUUUCAUCGCUGUUUUUCAUUCGGCCUCAAAAGCAAAAGAAACCAAAUCGCAUGCCGGGCGCGAAUCACCGUGGCGACCAGGGCGUUGCCGAGUUACGUUAUCGGUUUCGGGUCAGCGUGCGUAACAACUGGGGGCGAUGAAGCUGCUCUACCUUUCAAGUGGAAUUUUAUUUGAAAGUUUCAAAAAAACAACAAAAAGGAAC